UUUUCGUCUUGUUUUUUAUCGUUUAUUUUUAGUGGAUGUUUUGGUGUAGCAAAUAUAGUACAUACAUCGAUUGUUCGGGCGGUGAUCUUGAGCUGAAGAGAAGUCUUCAAGAAGAGGAAUUUGACAUUCAACAAAAACGUUCCGAAAAAACUGAAGAUACAAUUUCUAACGCUCCUUCUGGAAGUUUGGCUGUUCAACGCCGUAGCGAAAACAUUGCCGAUGAUUGGAUUGAUCUCAUUAAACGUGUCGGUGCAGGUGAUUUAUCAAAUUCGGGGAAGGCGGCACCUACAAACACAACAACUUCAAAUAUGUCGCGGGCAGAAAAAUCAAGAGAUGAAUUUAUUGCUGAUAAGGAAGAGAAAGAACUAAAGAAAUUAAUUACUUCAAAUGCGAAAUCAAAUCUUACUGAUUGUAUUCUGCAAAAUGAAAAGCUUUUGAUCGAUUUGCACAAACUUUUGGUGCAGGAACGAGAUCCGUUAGCAAUUAAAAAAAUACAGGCCCAGAUUGAUGCUUUUAAUUCAACUACGCGUUCUCUUCAAACUCUUCUUUCAAUGCUUGCAAGUGAUGAUACUUUUGCUAGUUCUCAAUCAAAGAGUCAAAAACCAGAUUCUUCAACUUUAAUAACUCCACAAUUCAAGCGACAUAUUACAAAGUCAAUUCAAAAUGAAGACAACGGCAGUUCUCAUCGCAACAUGGAGGAUGAUUCUUUUUUCAGUUUAAAUUCUGCCACAAAAUCUACCCAAGAUGAGAAGGAACAGAGGAAGAAUGCAAGGCGAUCUGAUAAAUCAAACAAUUCGUUGCGAGAUGCAAUUUUGGAAGGGAAGCGGACUGCAUUUGAUGAACAUAUUGAACAAGUGGAAAGAUUGCGAAAUAUGCUAGGCAGUGCAAAAAGCGGAGCUAACAAUAAGAAAAAUUGGUUUGACUUUUUACAAAAUUUCAUUACUUUAAAAAUAACCUUUUGAAUUUUAGGAUAGAAUCACUACCAAAUAUUUCAUUCCCCAGAGAAGUAUCUCGCAAAGAAACCAGCUUCGAGGAUCAAAUUCGUACA
Meloidogyne enterolobii is the source of this 1048-nucleotide messenger RNA. The record is from the annotation of a GenBank genome assembly. Lineage: Eukaryota; Metazoa; Nematoda; Chromadorea; Rhabditida; Meloidogynidae.